This is a messenger RNA of Vespula vulgaris, 5453 nucleotides long. RefSeq lists its product as uncharacterized. Gene Ontology annotation, cellular component: cytoplasm. The record is from RefSeq and is a predicted model, not a curated record. Gene Ontology annotation, molecular function: cysteine-type deubiquitinase activity. Bases 1632 to 4964 code for a protein of 1110 amino acids. Lineage: Eukaryota; Metazoa; Arthropoda; Insecta; Hymenoptera; Vespidae. The transcript is spliced from 8 exons. Gene Ontology annotation, biological process: protein deubiquitination.
UGUGUGCGCGCGCGCGCGCGUAUGUGUGUGUGGUGUGUGUAUUAUAUAUAUGCGUGUUUCACUCAAAACGCCAUCAUCUACUAUCUUCGUUUAAUAUCUUUUGAAAUUUUUGUAUUAUAUUUUUGUCGAUCUCUGUGUGUGUAUGUGUCUGUGUGUGUGUGGGUUUUCUUGCGUUGUUUUUAAUCGUAACAUAUGAUAUAUUUUUAUUUGGAAUUUUCGAUGAAAAUAAUUUUCUUCUUUCUUUCGACGAUUUCACAUUUUAGUAAUUCUUUCUCUCUCCCUCUCUCUCUUUCUUUCUCUCUCUUUCUUUCUCGAGUGAUACGCAUUUCGUGUUUCGAAUAAUAAUAGGUUUUAGAGGAGGUAGGAGUUGGUUAGGCACAUAUCGUAAGAGGUAGAAGUAAAGAUCGAUUACAUUUGCUCUAUGCGAACGGUACGACUGCGUGAUAGAAAUGAUAUGGAAGCUUGCUAUUAAAGAUUUGCUUUCGAUGUACCCUCGUAAUCUCAUUUAUAUCCUGUGUUGUAUAUUCGACUAGUUCCGAACGGUUUUAUAGGUUAACUUUUCUCGAACGGUUACGUUUUACACGAACGACUAAAAGAAAACUUGUUGAGUAAUAAUAGUAUCGUGUAAAUUAAAAAUCAAUUGAAAAGUUCGAAUUUUAAACUGUAACAUUAUUAUUAUUAUUGUCGUUAUUAUUAUUGUUAUUGUUAUUAUUGUUAUUAUAGACGCAAUUGUGACGUGAAUACGUUUUAUAGGUUAUCUUUUCUCGAAUGUUAAGAGUUCGUAAAAUAGGAAGAAAGUAUCGAAUGAAAUGAACUUGUUAGUUGUUAGUAAUUUAAAAAAAAAAAAAAAAGAAAGAAAGAAAAGAAAGAGAAAAACAAAAUGCACGAUCUUCGAGUUGACAGUUAUAAGAUAUAUGAAAGAGUUUGCAACAUCGUAAUAUUCGAGUGGAUUCGUUUUCUAGGUUAUUUUUUCUCAAACGGUUCAAAGUUGUAAGAACAUGAAAACUUGUCGAAUAAAAAUGUUGCGUGAUUAAAAACAUAAUGCACAAUUUUCGAGUUGGAAGAUAUAAAAUUUAUGAAAAAGUUGAUAAUAUAACGUUUGCUUUGUAGGUUAUCUUUUCUGAAACGUUGAAGGAAAGUGGACGAUAACAAAACGUUUUCAAUAAAAACAUUGUGUUAAAUUAAAAAAUAACAAAAAUAUUUUGAUAUAGAAAUACGAAAAUUUAUGAAAAAGCCUGUAGUGCUACGAUAAUCCUUGGUAUAAAGUCAAAGUCGUUGUUCAGAAUAGAUAAAUAGAUAGAUAUAUACAUAUAUAUAUAUACACACACACACACACAACGUACGAUGUACGAACGUACUUACGUCGACGUACAUACCGGUGUGUCGCAUUGCCACGUGCACGACGUGCCGAUUGGACGAUGAGAAUGUAAAUAUCAGUUGGUGCUGAGUUAACCGGUCGAACGGACACGUUUCGUUUCAGAAUCAUUUCGUGUUUCUCUUCGAGAAACUUUCGUACAUAGUUUAGUACAUAAAAAAAGAAAUUAGUUCGAUCUUCUUUCUGAACUUUUCUUGUAGAGCGAAGAAAGAAGGAGAGGAAGAGGAAGAAAAGAAAGCAAAGAUAGCAAAGUGCAAUGUCGUAUCACCGCGGGGGUCAAACAGGCUCCGUAGCCGUGUCUUACAGUACCAGCCCAAUGGCACCGCAUUCACCUAGCAGGCGAUAUUCGAGUGGCUCAGCGUCUUCGAGUACAACAACAUCCGGUGUUGGAGGUGGUGGUGGCGGUGGUGUUGGUGGUGGUGGUGGUGGUGGCGGUGGUAGUAGUGGUAGUGGAGGUGGUGGUAGUGGUAGUGGUGGUGUUGGUAGUGUUGGAGGAGGUGCUAGUAGCAGCAGUACCGGUAGUGGAGGGAGCAGUGGUUCAACGUCCAAGUACAAUUACACCUCAAGAGGUACCCCAUCGUCGCUUCGAGACCGUUCGAGCAUUUUUCCAUCAUCUCCAUCAUCGACGAUUCCUAGUCUUCGUUCCAGCUACGUCUCUGAUUGCAGAAGAUCUUAUUGCCAAACUGGAAGUUACUACUCAUCGGCUACGACCAGCAGCCUCCGCAGGAGCUACUUGUCAGAGUACAGCCGUCCUCAGUGCUCACCCUCAAGGUCCGUCUCGUCUUCGUACGGCGGCGAUACAAGUGGCAUCGGUGGAAGCGUCUGUAGUACUCUGGCAAACGGCAUCAGUAGCAUCGGUUCCAGCGGGCGAUACACAUCGUCGACGUCAUCUUCCUAUCUGUCAUCUUCUACCGCUUCCUCGAGGGAUCGUACCUUGGAUUCGUCUGCGUUACGUCGAGACGUUAACACGGAUAUCAUCGGCAGGUGUUCGCCAUUGGUUUACGUACCUAGCGUCGUUCGCCAUUCUUCUCAGAGUGGUACUCAUCGUUGGAAGCAACAUCAACAUCAGCAGCAGCAGCAGCAGCAACAUUCGAAGGCAACGACGACAGGAGGUGGCUCGACUUUGAACGAAUUGAUCGGAGGAGAGGAACGCGAAGGAAAACGAACGGGAAGUGUACGUCCCGAAUCUUCGCUCUCCUCGUCUUCCUCGUCGUCAUCGUCGUCCGCCAUCACAGGUGGUGGGCUUUGGUCGAGGUCUAAGGGGAGGCCAUUUACCGCCGGCAGCACGGUGCUCACCACCGGUACGGGGCAUGCACGCGCCCACAGCGCAACAUCGUCCGUCGAGGUAACGAUCGCCGGUCAUCGGACUGACGAGGACGAUGACGACGAUAUCGACGAAGACGACGACGACGACGACGACGACGACGACAACGACAACGACGACGACGACGACGACGAGGAAGACGAUGGCGACGUCAACGACGAUAACGAUUACGUGAACGACGAGGACGAGGACGAGGACGAGACUAACGAGCGCGAUAACGACGACGACGACAACAACGAGGACGACGAGGACGACGACGUUGACGCGGCCAUUGGCCCUUCCAAUGUAAACGACGACGACGACGACGACGAGGACGACGAUCGACGAAACGACAAUAACAACAAUAACGCCAACGGCAAUCUCGACGGCAGCAGCAACAGGAAUAAUACUAGCAGCAAUUCGGGCUCCAACGAGGAGGACGGCUACGUCUACGAGCAGCUAGAUUAUAACGACGAUCCGCGGCGCGACGAUGACGACGCGGAUAACAAUCGUAUCAACCGCCAUCACCACCAACGCGCCCGUCGUUCGGUCAGCAACAAACAACGUAUCUCCGUUUCCCCGACGGCCGAACGUAAUGUCGCGGCCACCAUAGCUGCCGCCAUUGUUGCUGCCGUUAGACCGCGUAACGAGGGUGGUGGUGCUGGCGGUGGUUUGAUUCCUGUUAAUCUUGACCUGCUAACUAAUCUCGCUAAUACUAAUCCAAAUAAUACCACCGAGCAUUUGAUCGAUAACGACGAGCAGAGUAGUCAACGCAAUUCCUCGCUCCAGUCGGACGAUUUUGAGAUCGACGAUAACGAGGUAAUACGUGGGGUCAACGAGGUUGCCUCGAUCGAGCCGGUCGAUACUUAUCGUCGGAAUGCUCUUUCCUCUGGAAAUCACGACUUAUUGGACGGUCUCAGUACCAAAAGCAACUCGCCCGUUAAUCCAUUCGAUAUCGAGGAAAAUGACUUUGAGGUCAGGACUUUGUAUACCGUACUUCAGAACGGUCUAUCGGGAAGAACGUCCGAUGACCAUUCCGACGAUCCGUCCGUACCUUCGACGUCCAGCCGGCAGGAAGGACAUUUCUCUGGAAUCGACGGAAACACGGGAGCAUCCGCUAGUGGUCUUACAUCUUCCCCUGCAACACCUAACACGAGACAGCAAAGUCUCUAUCGCGCUGGCAACGAGCAGUUCGAGGGAAGUCCAACCAACAGACCGGUGCGUAAUCCAUUCCAAGCUCAUCGGGACGAAAGAUGUGGCUUAAACGGUUUGCGAAAUAUCGGAAAUACAUGUUUCAUGAACAGCGUGAUCCAGUGUCUGAGCAAUACCAGACCACUUUUAGAAUACGUGACGAACGAACAUUACUUGGUCGACAUAAACACUACAACGUCGAGUAUGAAAGGUGCUUUGAUAAAGGCGUUCAGCCAAGUAAUACAAGAAUUGUGGCAAGUUGACGGGGAUCACGUGGUCAAUACAUCAGCAUUAAAGUCUCAGAUACAAAGAUUUACGCCACGAUUCAUGGGUUAUAGUCAGCAAGAUGCUCAAGAGUUCCUCAGGUAUUUGUUGGAGGGAUUGCACGAGGAUGUUAAUAGGAUCACCAUUAAACCACAGCCGAUUCAUACGGAUAUACCUGAUAUGUAUACGGAUAGCGAAAAGGCAGCAGAAAGUUGGAAACGUUAUCUACGCAGCGAAGACAGCAUGAUAGUCGAUUUAUUUGUUGGACAAUUAAGAUCGUCCUUACGAUGUACAUUCUGCGAUCACGUAUCGGUAACGUUGGAUCCUUUUUGGGAUUUAAGUUUACCGAUUCCAGCUAGAAGUGGCACAGUCAAGCUCAGCCAAUGUUUGGAACAUUUUACGCGUGAAGAGGUUCUCGAUGGCGACGAGAAACCAACGUGCUCGAAAUGUCAGAUGAGGAGAAAGUGUACCAAGAGCUUCGGCAUACAAAAAUUUCCUAAAAUUCUUGUUAUUCAUUUGAAACGCUUUUCGCCGAUGGAACGAUUUCGUGGCAAGCUGAACGUAAUGGUUGACUUUCCAUUGAUGGACUUGGAUCUCAGUGCCUUUGCCGCUCCAAGAGUACCGGGUUGCACGUACAAUCUUUACGGUGUCGCCAAUCAUUCCGGUACAACUUAUUCCGGUCAUUACACGGCGUAUUGCAAACAUCCGUACUCAGGAGAGUGGCACGAGUAUAACGACAGCCAUAUUUCGGGGAUACCAGCUAAAUCGGUUGUUUCCAGCGAAGCCUAUGUAUUAUUUUACGAACAGCAGCCCCAUAGUUCUCAUUUGUAACCUCACGCCAUGUUUGAUCAGCGACCAUCUUGCCUCUUGAUAUAUUAUGUACUAGGCUCGGUCCAGCCUCUAGCAAUACUCUUCUAUCGUGUGUGCGGUAUUCAAAAGCGAAUAUUAAAUAAUAAACUGGACGACAAGGACGGGUCACUUUACUCAGGAACGUAGCGUAUUUCGCGCGACGUCUGUGACGAAAGCCUCUCUAUUGUUCUUUUUCUUCUUUUUCUUUUUCUUUUUUCUUCUUCUUCUCCUCUUCUUCCUCUUCUUCUUCAUCUUCCUCUUCUUCUUCUUCUUCUUCUACUUCUACUUCUUCCUCCUCUUCCUCUUUAUUUUAUUUUUUUCUUGACGAUUCAUUUUUUUUUUUUUUUAAUUUUUUGCUGCUCUUGCGCGUUUUUUCUUUUUCUUUUUUUCCUUCCCCUCUGGAAUUUUAUUUUCGACGAAAUGGAACGAGUUGAGUUGAGUUUAAUCGACUUGGUAAAAAAAAAAAAAGAA